Messenger RNA from Drosophila albomicans, 1665 nucleotides. Its product is annotated as myb-like protein U. The record is from RefSeq and is a predicted model, not a curated record. The transcript is spliced from 2 exons. NCBI's taxonomy places the organism in Eukaryota, Metazoa, Arthropoda, Insecta, Diptera, Drosophilidae. The coding region runs from base 54 to 1565 and encodes 503 amino acids.
CCCAGACUCAGGCCUGAGCUCAGUUUAGUUGAGACAAGCAUAGAGAACACACUAUGAAACGGAUGAGUUUUGCGCUGAUUUUGAUCAGCUGCUGUCUGUUGGGACUGGAGCUAAAUGGCAGCAGUGCGACUGCAACUUUACCCAGCAUGGCGCUAACCAGGCAAGCCAUAGAACUUGGCAUAGAUGCGCCGACAUUGGGUGAAUUGUGGCGCAACAAACAGCCGGUGGUUAUCAGCAAGCCGGACGCAUCGGGUCAGCUGCACACAACAACCUAUAGUCUCUCGCCCGACGAAAAAUCUAUUAUCGUUCGCACUGACCCCGAGGAGCCGCCAGCUCCCAAGCUGGAUCCCAUUCCCAUUACUACCAGCACCACAACUCCGAGUCCCCAGACCGACUGGGAGUAUCUGCCCAAUUCAAUUGGCAAUCGACGUACUUUUACCACCACAAACUUGGGCAGCGAUUGGCCUAGUCUUGGCGGCAGCUUUCCCCUUUUGCCUGGCAGUCGUGACUACCCAAGCUUUGGCUUUCCCGCUGGAGUUACACCUCACACACAAACCAAAACGGAGCAGGACGAUCAAGGCAACAGGGUGACGACAACAAUCAAGACAUAUGGAACACCACUGUUCAGCACCAGCAGCCACAGUUGGUCAACAGGGCCACAGCUGUCAGCCAAUUGGCCAAGCUUUUCAUUUCCUAGUGGCGUCACACCUCAGGUGACCACCAAGAAGGAGCAGGACGAUCAAGGUAACACUGUGACUACCACCACCAAGGUGUACAAAUCAACGGUGCCCAUCAACUGGUUCCCGCAAACCAACGGAGGACUGCCCGAAAGCUGGCAGCGUCGACGCGAUCCAUUUGCCGAGCAAAGACCUCAGUUUUCCUACGGCGACUUUUCGCCAGCAUCUAAUCCAUCAUCAAGUGAUCCGGUGUCGCAGUCAACUCCAACUUUUCUGCCACCACUUCCAACGCGACCAACGCUACAGGCUGAAGUCACUCCCCGGACCAUAACCACCUACAACUUGGAUAGUUUGCCCACUUAUCGGGAAACUAACGAGCUACCCUCGGACAACACUAGAGUAAGAACUUUCACCCAGAGUACCUAUGGCUUAGAUCCACCAACGACGAGUGAGUUGACGCCAGAAAUGCGCAAUCUCCUCGAUCGUGGCGGCAUCACCGACGAGGACAUAAACAAUGCCCGGGCCAGGGGCGAAGAUUUGGUGCGUACGCGAACAACACCCGACGGCAGAAAAAUUACAACCACGGUGCGAGUUAAUUCGACGCCAGUUCUUGCUCCGCUUCCUACAGCACCACCUCAAACAAAUGUCUUAUAUCGAUCCCAGACAGAAGCAGCAGCAGCAGCCCCAGCACCAGCUGAAUCAUCGGACAAGUCUAUUGACAACUUUCUGUCUCAGGUCAAUCUGAAGCCCUCCGAUAUUCUGGAGCACAACGGUGAAGUGGUCAAGACCAUUGUCGAUAAGGACGGUCGGGUGCUGAGUGCCAGGUUUGUGCUUAGCACUGCCAAGGGCGACGAGCAGGGUCAAGGACAAGGGCCACCAACGAAAUGAGGCGAAAAUUGAGAUAAGAUUAAAUAUAAAUAAUAUGUAUGUAAAUAAAUAAAUAUGUGUUUGAACAUUGUUUACAAAUAAAUGAAGGAAAUGCUUCUUA